AGAUUUUUUUUUAAAAUUGAAACUUAAAAACAUAAACGUUAACUUUGAACGAAGAAACCUUUAAAUUUAAAUAUUUUGUUGUUUUUAUGAGGCCCUUUAGUUUUUGUUGUGUUACCCUUUGCCCUUUACAUUUGUAAAAGUCAGAUUGCCUAUCUACUUAACUUAUAAGUAAGUUUUCAUUUUAGCCAUCGUCGUAAUUGGACUAGAAAUGUAUUUUUCACUAUAUUUGCUUGCUACUUGCUGGGCUAUGAUUUGGGGGUGGGCCUAGCUAGGCUCAGCUAGGCCUAACACUAACGCCUAACAAUUUCAGUAGUCUUUAGUACAGUAGUACAGUAUAGUAUUUAGUAUAGAUAAUAGUUUAUUUUAAUUAUUUAGAUUUAUUUAGAUAUUUUUAAUAUUAUGAUUAGCUAAAUAAAUAUAAUAAUAGUAUAGUAUGUAGUAUUAGUAGGCCUACUAUUAUUAUUAGUUAGCCUAUAUUAAUAUUAUUAAAGUAUAGUAUAGUGAUUUAUAAUAAGCCUAAGUUCUAAGCCUAUACUUCUACAGCAUACUUGUAGGGCAUAGUCCUAAAUUAUAAAUAAUAGUUCCUAUAAUGUAUAAUAUAAAUUAUAAAUCAUAAAUAAUAUGACUAAUAGUAGUAAUAGUAAUAUUAAUAGUAAUAUAUAGUAAUAGUUAGUCUAGCAAUAAAUUUUAAUAUGAGUACUUUAUUUUCUGGCAUAAAGACAACUUUUUAACCCAUGAAGAAAAUCUUUUCAAAAGUCAGGGUCGUCUUAUAAUCUGGUACAGCAUGCUGAAACUUCAGGGAAAGGCGCCCUCUUGUUCCAGUUUGGUUUACAGCUUAAAAACAAACAGCAUGGGCAUGACAGCUCUCAUACAUGGGUUUAUUGUCUUUAGUCUUAUCCUUCCUUUCAGCUUUAGAGUGGAUGAGAACAGUUUAAUCAUAAUCCACUUGAAUUGUUUCAUAUUUACAUGUUUCAUGACAAACAGCCUUAUGUUUAUGAGUGACAGUUAUCCUGCUAAUUACCUGCAUGUCAUAAGCCAUAAGCAUUUGAUAAUUCUCAGUGAAUUCUCAAGGUGCUUAUCAGAUAUGUUGGAUCUAGUUUUAUUGUUAGUGUUCUUCAUCUUUGAAAAUAGCUUCUCACAAAUGUAGAUGCUACCAAAUAGUGAUGAAAUUUUCUUUGUGCACUUCGCAGCCAUAUUUAAUCCUAAUUUUACAAAUCUAUUUCUUUCACCUAACAUGGCCAUCUAUACUAGAUAUGUUCACAAUGGAUACAGAAAAUCCCUUUAACAUAUUUCUCACAACUUUGAAUGAACCUCUUGAUUUAAUUGUGUAUUUUAAUGUCUCUAAAAAGCUGUGUGAUGUAAAUAAAUUGUGAAACAAGAUAUGUUUAGGAUUUUAAUUGUUCUGUCUUUUUUUGUUAAAAGCUAAACAUACCUUUUUGCACUAUUUAUUUAAUGUCACUAAAAAAAGACACUUUUUCAGUAAUAUUAAAUUUUUCAUAUGUAUUCACAAUCUCCUAAAGGAUUGAUUUGAUUAUAGGCUUAAUUAAGGCAUUUGUCUUUGGAAAACUUUGUCUUACAGUACUUAGAUAGGCCUACAAACUUAGGUAGGCCUACACACGUUGCACUACAUUGUCUACAUGCACAUGCCAUUGAGUGGAAAAUAAUAUAAGAUGGGAUACAUUUUUUAAAAAAAAAUUUUUAAGUUUAAAAUCAUGUAGUUCAGAACAGGAAGCCAAAAUUGUUAAAUUUAGAUUUAUCUUUUGUUUAUUGUAAUGCACUUGCUGCUGAAGAAGGCAUCUAGCCGAAACAUCUGCUUAAAUGCCUUGUCUUUUAUUUUCAAGCAUAAACAUUUCUUGUUCCACUAUUUAUUUAAUUUGAAGUGAUUAAAAAAAUAUAAUAUAUUUAUGCUUUUAGUUUUUACCAAUGCACGUAGCUAAAAAUAAAAAUAAUUCUCUUUUAUUUUAUUUUUAAAACAGAAUGUUAAAUUAACUUCAAUAAUGAGAUGAAAAAUGGUCCAUGAAAUUGAAGAUUUCUACGGUGUGUACCUAUUAUAUUGCUUGAAUCCCAAGUAUAAAGGAAGAACCUAUAUUGGAUAUACAGUAAACCCCAACCGACGCAUUAAGCAGCACAAUACAGGUGCACAUGGAGGGGGUGCAUACAGAACAAGUGGAAAAGGACCAUGGUGAGUGCCCUUUCUUUGAUUAUUUUUUGUUUUUAAAAAAAUAAACAAUUCCACUGAAAGCCAUUACAUUUUGGUAGGGCUUAAAUGGGUGCAGUUUUUUUACACUGGAUCUGGGUAUUUGGAGAAAAUACCCAUUGGGUCCAAGUGUUACAAAAAAAGAGUUAACUUAUCACUUUCUAUAAUAUGCAAAAAAAUCUAGUGCCCUAUAUCGUAGUGAGAGCCUUUGUUAACUGAUUGUGUCAAGAAAUAACCCACUGAUGGAAACAGGCAUUCUCUGGGUCUCAGAAUAGAGAUGACGUUGUACCAAAACCAGUGGACAGAGGAGAUACUGUCAUUCAUUUUAUAACAAAGUAUUACAAAACAACACUUGCAAUAGCAAUAGCAGAGGAACACGAACAAUAACAACACCGGAUAAUAGUCACCUCUCCCAAAAAAAAAAUCAACCUAUUUACGGCAUUUCAGAUGUCAUGCAUGAAGCUUGCUGCUUGAGAGCCUUUUUUUUUUCACUCAGCAUUAUUAAACUAUUAAUAUAAAACAUGUGCAGUUGGGGUAGUUUUGAAUAGGAAGCAAGAGGCACCAGAAGUGAAAUAUAUAUAAAAAGAUACAGCUCAAAUUCAAGUUUUAAUUAUUUAUUUUUUCAAAUUCCUAAGCAAUUACUAUGCUUCAUAAUUUUUUAACUUGCACAAUUUUUCACAGGGAUAUGGUUUUGAUUAUCCAUGGAUUUCCAAAUGAUGUAUCAGGUUUAAGGGUAAGUAUUUGACAAAAUGAGCUAAUGAUAUGAGACAUUGAAAGUAACUAGCAUUUAGAUACAAAAAUCACAAUUAAUGACACUGUUAACAGCUAGAUAUUGUUCUUAAAAUUUUAGUUUGAGUGGGCAUGGCAGAAUCCUAACAAAUCAAGACGUCUCCGCGCCGUUCCAGGAAAGACCUCGAAAGAAUCAUUAUUCCACUAUAGAUGGCGGGUCGUUUGCAAUAUGCUGCGAAUCGCUCCAUGGAGUGGUUUAUCUUUAACAAUACGAUGGCUGAAACAAAAUUAUCAACUAAAUUUUCCUACUGGUUUGUAAAUAUAAAAAAUUGAUAAACUAAUAUUCUAUAUUUGGCAUGAGUACAUAAAUUGUUGAAUACCAAGUAGAAAAUUGAAGAUGUAGUGAGAGGUCAGUUUAAAGACAAAUGUUUUUUUUUUAAUGUCUACAUAAGCGUUUAAUAUUAUCAAAUAUUAAAUUUAGAUCAAUACAUUUGUCUUUUCAUUUCAAGGGUUAGAGCCACCUCUUCACAUCCCAGUUGUGUUUGGACCUGUUGUUAGCAAACAGAUAGGAAAACAAAAAAAAUCCAAAAGUCAAUCAUCCCAACUGCCUCCAUCUUGCCAACCAGCUGAUGACAAAGAUUUGCCUUUUAGCAAUAAUACUUUUUGUGCUGUGUGCUGUAUCAGAAUUCAGGUACGCUAAUAGAGAUUAAAUUAUAGUUCAUCAUUUUUUUCCCCUUUUAACAUUUUUCGACUAAUAUACUUUGAUUUUGUCAUUGCGUAUACGCUUACCCAGCACUAAUCAACCUUCCAAAAAUAAAUUGACAGAAGGAUGACAAAACUCUGAAUUGUUUACAUCCAAGCUGUGCAAUGGUAGCCCACAUAAUCUGUUUGGCGAAACAUUUCCUAGAUGAUCCUGCCAAGCUGCUACCAAUAGAAGGAAAAUGUCCCAGCUGUCAAGUGAACUUACUGUGGGGGGAGUUGGUACGUCAUAAAAAGGGAUGCCACCAAAACUUAUCAGAGUCUGAAUUUCAGGUACCAGUGCAACUUGCCUUGUCUUAAAUUGCAAUUUUGUCAGUAAACACUUCUUCUAAAUGAAUUUUUAUGUAAAUAAUUAGGCUUUAUAUACUAAUUGAAAAAUAUGAACAAAUAUUUCUGUUAUGCAGAUUCAACUUUUAAUUAAUAGGAAAAAGAGUAAAAACUUGAUAAAAAUUUUCAUCUCACAAACCAGUGGAUGAAAUAUUUUAGUUUAUUAAUUUUGUAUUUGAAUUACUUAAACUUAAGUUAAGUUCACUAUUGCAGAAAUGCUAUUUCUUAGCUUAAAUCCAUUUCUUUUACAAUAUGUAGGGAGUAGUUGAAGGAGAAAGUGAUAAUUUAUCAACAAUAUCAGAAAGUGAGGACAGCCAAAGCUGACAUUGACUACAGAAGUGCGAAAAAGCAACUAUUGAGAAAUGGGUAAGUCAUUGCUAGUCUUAAUCAUCUGCAUAAUAUCUUUUCAUUUGCGCAUUUGGGGAUAAUUUUCAUGAAAAAAAUUCAACAAAAAAUCAAUAGACAUACAUCAAUAGCUUUGGUUCUCAAUUGGGAUGUCCGAUUAUGUGCUAAAAUGAUCAGAUCUCCAUGUGUUCUGUGGUCUUCCGCUCUUUCUAAUAUUCUGUGAUUUCCAACAUAAGACUGUCUGGGUAAAGUUGAUAGUCUCCCAAAAAAGUGCAAUAUUUUAAGUGUUAUGUAUUAUGCUCAUAUAAAUAACACAAUAUAAAAUAAUUGCAUAGCAGGAAUUAAAUGGGCAAAAGUAAAAAAAAAAAUAUGCUGGGUUUAAAUUGUUCAUUUUUUUUGUUGGUGUAGUAUAUAAAUUAAAGAUGCGCCAAAAAUUAUAUGCUAUGCAGAAAAAUACCAUUCUUUUCUGUUGAAGAGUUUGCCAUUGAUUUUAAACUUUAAUUCUGCGACAUAUCAGUGGUUUCGGAUAUAUUUUCCGGACAUUACUUGUGCCAUAGUAAUGAGUGAAAAUGAAAACAUGAACACAUGGUUUUUUAAUCUUGUUGUAGCCGGGAAUUCAAAUCCUGGUCAUGUAUGUGCUGUACAAUAAGUUUGAUUUUUGGUUCGAGAGUUGCUGAAAUGUAAGCUUUUGAAACAUUGGCUCUCGAGUCUGCUUAAGUUUAAUCAUAAUUAUUUUGUUCUUUCUUCAGAGUAAGAUCUCCAUUGUAAUCUUAAAUUCCUACAAUCUCAUUGGGGGAAUUUAGGGUGUCCUGUGCAAAGAUGCUGAUAAGUGGUUAGUUAUUAGGAUUAAUUAGCACACAAAUAUUUGCUCCAUUGGAAAUGUCACAGUUUUAUAUUUGAUUACUAGAUUAUCAAUAAAAAUUUCUGUAAGCCAGAUUUUAUGUAUAGCUACAUUGACAUUAUUGAGAUUUUCAAAGACAUACAUGUUUAUUUCUAUUUCUAAUUUAAAGUAUCUGUUGUUUCUUCUUUUGUUUUGUCUUUUGAAGAAAGCAUCGGGCUGAAACUUCAAUUUUUCUUGUCUGGUCUUUUCUUUUCAUAAAAAUAUCUCAUUCCACUAUUUAUUUAAUAUGGAUCAGAAUGAAUCAUCUUUUCUUUUUUUUUUUUUUGUAACCUUAAAUAUUGUUAGUUUGCUAGACUUGCUCAUUUUAAUUUUUUUACGUCUUUAAACUAUGACUUAAAAUUUAAGGCUUAAUACUUCAAUUUUUCUUGUCUGGUCUUUUCUUUUCAUAAAAAUAUCUCAUUCCACUAUUUAUUUAAUAUGGAUCAGAAUGAAUCAUCUUUUCUUUUUUUUUUUUUUUUUAACCUUAAAUAUUGUUAGUUUGCUAGACUUGCUCAUUUGAAUAUUUGUACGUCUUUAAACUAUGACUGAAAAUUUAAGGCUUAAGCAUACACUUAUACAUUGGAACCUCUCAUUACGAGUUUAAUUUGUUCCAGACUCUUACUCGUUAAGCGAAACACACGUUAAACGAAACAAUUUUUCCCAUACAAAUCAAUGUAAAAUACGAUAAUGCUUUCCAUGCUGAAAAAAUACUAAGUUUUCAAAAAAUAUUAACAUUUAUUCAAAUAAAAUUACUUAUGAAUUGUUAAGGAGUGUAACAACUUGGAAUACAAUUUAGAUUUGAAACAAAAAACUUAAAUAAAAAUAUGAAUUUAUGACAAAUAAUUAAUCCUUUUUAACUAGAACAUUUGUUUUUGCCGACGCUUCAAAAUUUGAAGAAAAUGUGUCACAGCAUUAUCAUUGAAUAAAUUUGUAGCACGAAUAGCCACGCUCACACCUUGUUCUCGCUUUUCAAAGAUUUUACGUUUCAUUUCAACAUUUAUUUUUUCUCCUUUAUGAUUGUCUUCUUGUGGUUUUUUUUCGAAGACAUUUUAGCAUAGGUUAUUACACUUUGCACAUAAAAAAAUUAUGAAUACUGUCUCAAUACAAAAUUUGUAAAAACUGGUGAUCACACACAAAAACAAUACGCUAACAGACAGAGUGCUAAACACAGACUAAGGCAAUAGUUCUCAACCUUCCUAGUGCCGCAACCCUUUAAUACAGUUUCUCGUGUCUUGGCGACCCCCAGCAACCUACUUAUUUUCAUUGCUACUUCAUAGCUAAACGAAUAUGUGUUUUAGAUAGUCUAAGGCGACCCCUGGGAAAGGGCCGCGAUAUCCCCAAAGGGGUGACGACCCACAGAUUGAGAACCGCUGGACUAAUGCAUCAGCGCGGAAGCCCCGGCUCACAAAUGAAUGUCAGGAAAAGGGGACUUCCCCUUUCUGCGUAACUCCUUAUGCAAAAUAUCGCUAGUUAAAGGAGCAACUUCUUCACAUUUUUUUUUGCUCGUUAUGUGAAUAACUCGUUAUGAGAGGUGCUCGUUAUGAGAGGUUCCACUGUUUGAUUUUAAUAUAUUGAUAGCUAAAUUUUAAAUAUAAAUUUUUAUCAGAUUGUUUAAGAUUGAGAUAAAAUAGUGUUUAAUUUUUUAUGCAAUUCAAUUGAUACAUUUUGUUCACUUUCUUUUUCGAGUUUGCUGAACUUGGAUUUAUCUGGCUUAGAGAGAAUUAUUUUUGCAGAAAGUGGAUGCUGAUUUUAGCAUUUUUAUUUUUUUUAAAAAUGAUACAUAAUUCUUACCUCUAUUAAUUGAAACCAAUGUGAAUUUAUUUUACCACUCUGUCUUUUGCAUAUCUUUUAUUUCUCUGCCUAUCUACAGACACAAAUGUUGACAAAUUUUUAAGGAAGAUUACAGCUGAAUCCAUUUUGGCGUGCACAAGACUCCUAUGUCAAACAUGAAUGAUUAUCACUGUAGAUUUUUAAUGAACUUUAAACUAUAUUAAUUGUAAUUGUAAAGAUUUUUUAAUUGCAUUGAAUAUAAAAUAAUUUUUAAGUCAAGUUUGCAUUAUGAUUGAAUAUUGUAAUCACAAAAUCAAAGCUCUGAAUAUUAAAAAUAUACAAUGUUACUUGUUGUUAAUUUUUAAAUUGUACAAAAUUAUAUUUAAAAUACUGUUCCAAUGUUAACAUUGUACUGAAUUAGUCAUGUCAUGAUUUCAUAACCAUUGUUUAUUGUAAAAUAUAAGUGAGAUAUUUAUAAUAAGUUACUGUCAUAAUUUACAAUUAUGGCAUUCCAAAAUAUUUUGUUACAAGCAUUUCAUUGAUGAAAAGCAAGUUAAAGGCAAGAGAGAAUACAAAAUUUAAGGAUUAUAAACAGCAAAACUACCACUAACAAUAUUGUUUGUUUUAUUAAAAAAUACAUCUUAUAACAAUAAAGAAGCACCUAUUUAAAAUUAAGAAUCAUAUAAGCCAUUAUAUAAAAAAAUUAUCACAUAGAGGUGACCAUUUUACUAAAAAGCUCUCAAUAAUGCUCUCUUAUCAUAGCACUGUUAUCAGAUAGUCUCAGCUCAGUGUACUAGGCAAGAAAAGGUUAAUUACUAAUUAAUUGGUGAGUUGAACCUGUGACCUUUCGGUGGCCAAACUAUACAAGUUAACACCACUAAGUCUAUUCCUAAAAACGCUUGGCAACAGUUACUACCAGUACUACCAGUUACAAUUAUUAUCAGCUGGAAAAUUGCAAUCUCUCUUUUCAGAUACUUAAGAAUUAAUUAAGCCAAUUAAUAAU
Lymnaea stagnalis (great pond snail) is the source of this 8010-nucleotide messenger RNA. The record is from the annotation of a GenBank genome assembly. NCBI's taxonomy places the organism in Eukaryota, Metazoa, Mollusca, Gastropoda, Lymnaeidae.